Molecule: messenger RNA, 1233 nt
Organism: Penicillium argentinense
Lineage: Eukaryota; Fungi; Ascomycota; Eurotiomycetes; Eurotiales; Aspergillaceae
Exons: 3
Coding region: 1-1233 (410 amino acids)
Source: RefSeq, a predicted model, not a curated record
AUGUGGACUUCCCAGGAUCACGGGCGAACAUGGAGUCCGGCUAAAGAAUGGGCGCGCGGUGGGACAUUCCAGAAUGGGAUCUGGGAGCCGUUUCUCUACCUCGAUAGUCAGAACAGGCUUGUGGUCGUAUUCUCCGAUGAGCUUGCGCAUGCCAAUUGGAGCCAGGUGGUAGCCAUGACCACUUCUGUCAACGGCGGUCAUCGUCCCGGCAUGCCUACCGUGGCGAGGAUGGAUAACGGGGAGUACAUCUUGAGCUAUGAGUAUUGCGGCUUGACCAACUGCCGGAUAUAUGUGAAGAUCUCGCCGGAUGGAUCCACUUGGGGCCCUUCGUUCGAUGUGGGAAAGCCCGUCUCAACCGACGACAGUCUUUACCCCGGCUCGAGUCCAUAUAUAGUGUGGGAUCCGGCCACACGGCAGGUGGUCCUUUCCAGCCAUUCGGCAUACUAUGUCCACAAUGAUUCUUUAGCGCCUCAAGACCAUCGUAUUGAUUUUACCAACAGCAAUUACGGCCGCGGAUCAUGGUCAUGGUCUCCCGCUCCAUGGCAUGUCCGCAACAGCACCGGUGCCUGCAAUUCCAACUACAGCCCGAGUCUGCUGGCACAACCCGAUGGCAAGAUCGGUGUCCUGCCUUAUAAAUCCGACUUUGCCGCGAAUGACCAAGCUGGUUGGAUCAAUUUCGGAGCGGACUGCUCCAUUUACGGCGACGAGUAUGGAUUCGCACCGGCCGGGGACCAGCUUGCCAUUGCCGUGACAGGAUCCAGCGGAUGGAAGUGUUAUACCAUUGCCGGCGAUGUACUGACGACAGACCACUCGGGCGAAGUUGGUGUGAUGGUCCAUGUGACGGCGUCUCCCGAAGGCGGCGAUCUCAACGCGCUGCGAGGGUUCAAGUACGUGAUCAGUGCUUCCAUCGGCAACAUGACCGUCAGCCAGCACGACGGCGCCCAGACCGCUGUCUUGUACUCCAGGGCCUCUCCUUUGGGGGUUUCGCCUAACCGGUGGUAUCACCUGGAGUUCCAAUACCGGACCGAUGUACAACUGCUAAUCGCGGUGGCCGAGGGUUCAGACCACGAUCUCGAGGGGACGAACGUGGGGAUCAACGGUGGGUAUCAGCAGCGCAUCGCCACCCGACACGAUCUUCAGACGGGCAGUGCGGACCCUUUGGAUCACGGCAUGGCGGGGCUCUUCGGGAGAAAUGGGGGAGGGAAGUUCAAGAAUGUGGAUAUCCGGCCGUGA